This is a messenger RNA of Gambusia affinis (western mosquitofish), 1288 nucleotides long. RefSeq lists its product as uncharacterized. Bases 72 to 794 code for a protein of 240 amino acids. NCBI's taxonomy places the organism in Eukaryota, Metazoa, Chordata, Actinopteri, Cyprinodontiformes, Poeciliidae. The transcript is spliced from 5 exons. The record is from RefSeq and is a predicted model, not a curated record.
AACUCCAGCUCAUUUCAACCUGACGAGUCUCAGAGAGCAGCAGCUGCUCUCCAUCCUCUCUGCUGAGCAUCAUGGCCUCCAAAACCUCCAACAAGGUGCAGAAUGUGGUGAUGGGUCUGCUGGCGCUCUGGUCCAUCGUCUCCAUCAUCAUCAUCGUGGUGUGGGCCACUUCUCCGGACCUGAAGGGCUCGGCCCAGUGCCGCGCCGAACUGCAGGAAGCGACGAAGAAGCUGGAAGGCGCCAAGGUGGUGUUCGAAAAGGACAGGCAGGCGCUGGAGGAGAAAGCGGUGGAGGCGUGGAAGGAGCAGGACCGGCUGAAGGCCGACAUCCUGCUGCUGCUGGGACGCCUCAACGCCACCAACGUCACGCUGGAGGAGUGCUGGCUGAGAAACGUCGUCCUGGCCGAGAACAUCACGGCUCUGCAGGACGACGUCAGGCUGCUGCAGCAGAGGGAGGCCAACCUCACGGAGCAGCUCGGCCUGCAGAAAGAGCACAUCGAGGCUUUGCAGCAAAACUUGACGCAGGCUUUCCAUCAAACCGAGUCCUGCUUCAACCUGAAGACGGCAGCAGAGAGCCAGAUGUCAGCAGCUCAGAGUCAGACCAAAGCCUGCGAGUCCAAGCAGCAGUACCUGGAGAAGCAGCUUCAGAAGUGUAAAGUUUCUGAAUCAGAAGCUCGUAAGGUGAACCAAGCAGGCUCCUCUGUCUCACCGUCUCGUAACUCCGCUGCCGCGCCCCUCGCUGGUAUUCCCGCGCUGACGCUACUCAUCUGUGCCGCUCUGCAUCUCAUAACCUGAGUCCAGAGCGGCAGCGGGUCAACCGACAGCAAGCACAGCGGCCCAGGAGGGGGCGGAGCCUGGACCAACAUGACUGCUGUACCGACUUCCUGUCUGCACGACGACGGGGUCGCCAUGGAGACGCUGUCAUACGACAGACGCUUGGAUAGACAUUUUUGCUUUUCAUUUGCUUUCAUCUCCGGAUCUGAAGCGUUCAUGUUGGACUCUGAGCUCUGCUCCUCUUCCCCCUGCAGCGCCUGGGUCCAGAUCAAAACGUCAGAACUCAUUCACGCCAGCGUUUGGUUUAUUUUCUGCUACGGCUUCAACCAGGCUGACAGGGAGGAAAGGGAUUUACUGCUGUCAGUUAUGUCUCCACUAAAUGUCUGCAUGUGCUUCAUUUUAAUUACUGCUCAAAACCUUUUGCCUCAACUUUUAGAUGUUAUCAAAUUCUGGUUUAAAUUACGGCUCAGGGUGGGAUGUACUCUUUUCAGAAAUAAACCUGAGCACUUUCUACA